GGAGAUGGCGGGGGCGGAGGCUGGCAGGGGGCGCUGGAGGCUGGAGCAGCCCGGGCGCACCUCGCGCCCCGGGGUGCCGGAGGCUCUGAAGUGGCAGCUGCACCGCGAGCCUCCGGGGCCCGGGCGGCGGCUGGGGGUGAGGUAGGGGGCGACAGCCGCCGCCGGGGGUGUCGCCGGCCUCGGCGCCUUUGUUCUCGCGCGCUCCCCCUCGCCGCCCACUCCCCUGCUGUCGCGCGGCGGCGGCGGCUGCUCCUCCCGCCCGAGGCAGUCAGGCUCGGCGCCGGGGGCGGGAGGGGCGGGGGAGCGCGCCAGCCUCCGGGAGUGGGGGGCGAUGGCGAAGCUCCGGGUGGCUUACGAGUACACGGAAGCCGAGGACAAGAGCAUCCGGCUUGGUUUGUUUCUCAUCAUCUCCGGCGUCGUGUCGCUCUUCAUUUUUGGCUUCUGCUGGCUCAGUCCCGCGUUGCAGGAUUUGCAAGCUACGGCGGCCAACUGCACGGUGCUGUCGGUGCAGCAAAUCGGCGAGGUGUUCGAGUGCACCUUCACCUGUGGCGCCGACUGCAGGGGCACCUCGCAGUACCCCUGCGUCCAGGUGUACGUGAACAACUCCGAAUCCAAUUCCAGGGCGCUGCUGCACAGCGACGAGCACCAGCUCCUGACCAACCCCAAGUGCUCCUAUAUCCCUCCCUGUGAGAGAGAAAAUCAGAAGAACUUGGAAAGUGUCAUGACUUGGCAACAGUACUGGAAAGAAGAGAUUGGUUCCCAACCAUUUACUUGCUAUUUUAAUCAAUAUCAAAGACCAGACGACGUGCUCCUGCAUCGUACGCAUGAUGAAAUUGUCCUCCUGCAUUGCUUCCUUUGGCCCCUGGUGACAUUUGUGGUGGGCGUUCUCAUUGUGCUCCUGACCAUCUGUGCCAAGAGCCUGGCAGUCAAAGCAGAAGCCAUGAAGAAGCGCAAAUUCUCUUAAAGGGUAGUAGGCUUGUGGAAAGCAAAGCACAGAAGCUGCACUCAUUGGCGCACAUCCACCUGCAGAGCCCGUGUUUCCGGCGCAGGAGAUGGAAGGGUCCGUGAGAGAUUUCCGAGAGGCUCCUGCUUUGAUGGCAGCAGAAACAGGCACAACUGCAAGAUGUGGAGCCUCCUAGAUUGUAUUCUGUGUGUAGUAGCAGUAGCUAAUGGGUCAAGCUCUUAGCUGUGUGGAGUAAUCAUUUCAGGAAACCCUAUAAGAAGUUAAUUUUCUUUGGAAAAGUACAGUAUAUUAUUUGUACAGUGUAGUAUACAAACCAUUAUGAUUUAUGCUACUUACAAACAUUAAAAUAGAGUGGUCUGUGUUCUUUUUUAAUUUCCUUUUUUAUGCUUAGAACACCAGGGU
Trichechus manatus latirostris (Florida manatee) is the source of this 1366-nucleotide messenger RNA. RefSeq names its product potassium calcium-activated channel subfamily M regulatory beta subunit 4 (gene KCNMB4). Gene Ontology annotation, biological process: detection of calcium ion; potassium ion transport. The record is from RefSeq and is a predicted model, not a curated record. The transcript has 3 exons. Gene Ontology annotation, cellular component: voltage-gated potassium channel complex; membrane. NCBI's taxonomy places the organism in Eukaryota, Metazoa, Chordata, Mammalia, Sirenia, Trichechidae. Gene Ontology annotation, molecular function: calcium-activated potassium channel activity; potassium channel regulator activity. The coding region runs from base 332 to 964 and encodes 210 amino acids.